Messenger RNA from Nasonia vitripennis (jewel wasp), 4874 nucleotides. Its product is annotated as signal transducer and activator of transcription 5B. Bases 413 to 2890 code for a protein of 825 amino acids. Gene Ontology annotation, molecular function: RNA polymerase II cis-regulatory region sequence-specific DNA binding; DNA-binding transcription factor activity, RNA polymerase II-specific; transmembrane transporter activity. The transcript is spliced from 9 exons. The record is from RefSeq and is a predicted model, not a curated record. Gene Ontology annotation, cellular component: brush border membrane. Gene Ontology annotation, biological process: defense response; transmembrane transport; regulation of cell population proliferation. Lineage: Eukaryota; Metazoa; Arthropoda; Insecta; Hymenoptera; Pteromalidae.
CGGCUCUCUUCCCGCCGCGCGCGCGGCUGGCUCGCUACUCCGCCGCCGCCUGGCAGGCAGGCAGCCCCCAGUCAGUCGAGUCGACGUUUGCGGGAUCGACAUCCUCGCAUGCGGACGCACACGCCGGUCCGCCGUCGUCGUCCCUCUCCUCCCCCUCUCUCGCUCUCUCUUUCUCCGUCUACUCUUUUCCUUCUGUUAGCAGGCAGUGCGGUCUUUAUUCGCGCGAGACAGGAAGCGGCGGCAGCAGCGCAGCAGUUGGGCUGCGGUGGAUCCGUCCUGCAGGCUGUGGAACAGUGUAUGUGCGUGCCUGAUCGCGCUCGAUAGCAGCGAUCGAUUCCGGGUAUCGGAGAGCACGAGGCCUCGAGCCUCGACGGUGCUAAGCGGAGAGCCCGUGUAAGCCAAAUUAUCGAGCAUGGCUCUGUGGGCCAAAGCUCAGCAACUGCCUCAGGAGGCGUUGCAAAAGGUGCGUUCGGUAUACGGAGAGCAUUUCCCAAUUGAAGUGCGUCAUUUCUUAUCGUCAUGGAUUGAAGAAAAAAUGUGGACUGACAUUGAACCGGACAAUCCACAGUAUGAACAAUACAUCGCCAAUCUUGUUGAAUCUCUAAUACAAGAGUUAGAAACCAAAGCAGCUUCUCUAAGCAACACUGAAGAUCUCUUCUUAACGAGAAUAAAACUAAUGGAGGCAGCCAAAAGUUUUCGACAAAGGUACAGCCCACACCCCAUAUCACUAUUCAAAAUAAUCAGACAUUGCUUGGUGACAGAAAUGAACCUGGUGUCUCAAGUUGAAAGUCUUGGUGGCAACAUUAUGAACAUGGCUGGAAGUAGAGUAGGUCUGGUGGGUGAUUCAGUGGCAGAGAUUGCACAACAAUUAGACACACUGAGGCGUAGAACUCAAGAAACAGGGGAAGAUCUGCGUAAAAUGGAGCAAGAACAGGAGUCAUUUGCCAUUGCAUAUCAUGAAUGCACAAAGUUAAAUGCUCACUUACAGAAUAUUGCUACACAGCCACAGACACAACAAACUAUAGAAAUCGAAAAGAAAAUUCGCAGGCAGAAGGAACAGUCGGAACAGCAUUUGAAUCAUAAAGUUACUACUCUGCUUCAACUGCGUUUGAACCUUGCUGACAAAUUGAAAGAUACUAUCAGUAAACUCAGUCUUCUACAAUCAAAAGUGUUGGAUGACGAACUUAUCAGAUGGAAGAGAGAUCAACAGUUAGCUGGAAACGGUGCCAUGUUUGCUAGUAAUUUGGAUGCCAUUCAAGAAUGGUGCGAAAGUCUUGCUGAGUUGAUUUGGCUGAAUCGACAGCAGGUGAAGGAAGCCGAUCGGCUCAAAGCAAAGUUAAAUCUUGAGCCACCAGGAGUACAAGAUAUUCUCCCGCAACUUAAUUCAAACAUUACACAAUUGCUCAGUUCCUUGGUGACGAGUACUUUUAUCAUUGAAAAGCAGCCGCCCCAGGUCAUGAAGACCAACACCCGCUUUACAAGCACAGUGCGACUUUUGGUAGGUGGCAAGCUGAACGUUCACAUGACACCACCCCAGGUCAAAGUUAGUAUAAUCAGCGAGGCCCAGGCAAAUUCCCUGCUCAAGAGCGACAAGAUGGGCAACAAGGGUGAGGCUAGCGGUGAAAUCUUGAACAACACUGGUACAAUGGAGUAUCACCAGGCGACAAGGCAGCUGUCUGUCAGUUUUCGAAAUAUGCAAUUGAAGAAAAUCAAGAGGGCUGAGAAAAAAGGCACCGAAUCUGUUAUGGAUGAAAAAUUCUCCCUUUUAUUCCAAUCGCAAUUCAGCGUCGGCGGAGGAGAACUUGUCUUCCAGGUCUGGACACUUAGCUUACCAGUGGUGGUAAUCGUUCACGGCAAUCAAGAACCACAUGCUUGGGCUACUGUAACUUGGGACAACGCUUUCGCUGAGCCAGGCCGUGUGCCGUUUGCUGUGCCGGACAAGGUGCCUUGGUGCCAGGUCGCCGAGGCGCUGAACGUGAAAUUCCGUUCGGCUACUGGUCGAGCUCUUACAGAAGAUAACCUGCGCUUCCUUGGGGAGAAAGCUUUCCGCGGAGGUACCCCUGGUUGCCAAGAUUUUACAAACUUAUUGCUCAGCUGGGCACAGUUCUGUAAAGAACCACUACCCGAGAGAAACUUUACCUUCUGGGAAUGGUUUUAUGCCGUUAUGAAGCUAACACGCGAGCAUUUGCGUGGACCCUGGAAUGACGGAUAUAUUUUAGGAUUUGUAAGAAAGAAGCAAGCUGAGGAGAUGCUAGCCACCUGUGCUUCUGGCACCUUUCUUAUGAGAUUUUCCGACUCGGAACUGGGCGGAGUCACCAUUGCUUGGGUCGGAGAUCAAACAGAAGUUUUUAUGCUGCAGCCAUUCACUAGUAAAGAUUUUGCGAUACGAAGCUUAGCGGAUAGAGUUUCCGACUUGCAGCACUUGCUAUAUCUGUACCCAGACUUAUCUAAGGAUCAGGCAUUUUCUAAAUACUACACACCGUUCCAAGAACAACAACCUCUGAACAACGGUUACGUAAAACCAUUGCUCGUAACUCACGUACCAGGUUGGAGCGCACCAUCGGUGGGUGGUCAGACGCCAUCGCAUUCUUCAAUCGUUGGAGUUGGUGGUAGUCAAGGUGGACCCGGUGGAAGCUACCCCUCGACACCGUCUAAUAUGUUUCAAGCCCACAGUCCAGAUCCAUCCGUGACGAGAGAUACGCCAUCUGUUGCUUCUAGCUACGCUCCGGGUCUCGGCCAGUCAGUAAGGACGAAUGCUGACAUGGACUACGUCGAGUUGAUGAAUCACAGCGACCUUUCAUCCAUCGACGAAAAUCUCAACCUGGACCAGCUCAGUACCUUCGGACCUUUCAACGAAUUUAUGCAGUCGUACAAUGCCAAACCGCAAUAGGUAUGUCUGUUGCCGCCUGCGCGAGUAUCCGAACAAAGAAAAGGAAUCAUAGUUGUGCUUGUUCGAUUUCUUUGCGGCAAAAAGCUACGUUACAUUUUAUUCGCCUGUGACUUGAAAAUUUGAUUGAGAAGCUUGACUCUUGUUUUUGUUGUAGUAUCCGUUACUAUCGUCGAGGCGGUUGAUGUGCCUGAUGAAUUGCAUUUAAAUGGUUCGAAUUUCACGGUGUGUUACGUGAAUGACAAAUUUCAGACUCUAUAUGUAUACGCUGCUUAGUAUGUAUGUUUGUUUUAAUAGUCUAAGUGAUCGUGUUGAGGAUUAUAAGUUUUAAGAAAACUUAUACUAUAAUCGAUUGGUCAAACGUAAUUCUCAAUGGAAUUUUCUAGUUAAGUUAAAAAAAAUCUCGAGCUUGACGUUAUUAUUUAUUACCUGAGUGUGUUGACUAACGUGCAAUAUUAACUGAGGUAUGCUUGAAAACGAUAUCUUCUUUAGUUUUUAUAACAAUUGCGUUUUAUAGACGGAAGGAAACAUUUUGUUUGAAUUUAUAGCUGAUUGAAAAGAUGUUUUCUUUUUUAAACUGCUAAAUGUGAUUCAUUUUUUAUAAGUCGACACAACUGUCACGAAACUACAAUUGUUUUCUUUCCCACCUACUAGCGAUGUUACUUAUUGCACGAUAAUUUGAUAUAGAAACUUUUAUACGAAUAUACUUAUAUUUUUCGUAAGAAUGACACAUGAACACACAUGGGUAAUGUUUAUGACAAGAGGUCAACAGACACUGUCUGCAAUUACAUACGUGUUCUGCGAUAUUGAGCUUUAAUGUUUUAUGUCUAUUGAUCAUGCCUUAAUAUGUUGGAUAUUGAUUGUACCAAGCUCAAGAAAUUGGUAUACAUUAUGAUUCACGUCAUAUGUUAAAAAAGACAUAAAACAACGAAAACUAAUUUUAUUGCUUCCAACAUGAUUUUGAUUGUCACGUAAGUUAUUGAUUGCAAAACCAACUGUAUGUAAGGAAAAUGAAACGAAAGGACUAGCAUUAUGAUUUCACAAGGACUUUGUACAAUUGAAAAUUUCUGUGAAAUUCGACGACAAAUUACAUCGUUCAGUGAUCGUGCAAUUUUAUUGAAAGGACUUUGAUGUGCCUUAUGAAUGUUGGUGGGAUAAUUUUCUCAGUACCCAAUAGGUAGCGAAUGAUAAAUGACAAUGUUACGAAAGUCGUGUUAGUUGUGCAUUUAAGACGAAAAAAAAAAAUGACGAAAAAGAAUUUAACGUAUUUGAAUGUGUACAGUAUAACAAAGCUCAAGUUGUUAACUUUAUGUACAGGUCAAGAGGCUCUAUGACGAGUUGAAAACAAGUACAUACAUAACGCGAGGCGGCCUACGAUGUAUCACGUAAAAAAAGCGUAUUACUUUAUACAUAUUUUUCGAGAAACUUUUUAGUUGUAUAAGCACAACUAAUUUUUACACUACUAGUUUUUUUAAUUCUGUAGAUGUAAGAAAGCUAAGGUAAGUGAUGUUUCUCUUCUAGAUAUCUCUUUCUGCGCUUUACUCUUUUAAUCAUAUAUUAAACAAAAAAUCUAUGAAAUCGUUGUAUGGAUGUACAAGGAUAAGAUAAGCCAUUAUGUGAAAUUUUGUUCUAUAAGUAUAUGCAUAUAUAGAAAUAAUAUAUCGCGCACGUUCGUGUUUGUUUAGGUUUAGCGCUGCUACGUUGUACGAAACAGAAAAGUUAUAUUAAAAAUAUAAUAAAAGAAAGAAGCUUAGUUACACAAAGCCUGUCUUUGAAAUAUUAUCUAUCGAUUUUUUUUUUAUCAGAGAUUAAAGUUUAUUUUAUUAUGAGACAAAAAAUUUUAUAAUUUGUACCACUGUAUGACUAGCUUAUUAUAGAAAACUCUAUUCUGUCCGAUGAAUUAUUUGCUCUAUGUAUACGAAUAUGUACUGUAUGAUUCAUUCACAGAUGUACAUCUGACUAAUAAACCAUGAGUAGAGAACAUUCA